UCCCACAAGAACACGAUGAGGAGCCACACAUUCCUUAGGAUAACUUCACUUUUGGUGUUUAUUGGGUGGCUCACGGUUUGGAUCUUGUUGCCUACAAAGGUUUACAAGAACACCUGGACCCCCAAACUCAAAACCAAGUUAAACUCUACAUACUUUAGAGAGCAAGGAACAAAUCUCUUGCUUUUCACAUUCCCCGUUAUGCUCAUAGGGGCCCUGAGCUGCAUCUAUCUCCAUCUUCACGAAAAAGGAACGGAAAAGCUACCUUCCAAAAGCGGAGGAGUUGUAAACAGAUGGUUAUGUUUCUUGAGACGUCCAUUUCUUGUGAUGUCUCCAAUAGGAAUUGUCACAUCUAUGGAGAUUAUUUUUGCACUCAUGUUUGUCGCACUCUUGAUAUGGUCCCUUUCCAAUUACUUACAUACCAGCUUUGGACACCUCCAUAUGCACAAGGAGGGCGAGAAAGUGUGGCAAGCAAAGUUCAGGAGUGUAUCCCUGAGACUUGGGUACAUAGGAAACAUAUGUUGGGCAUUUCUAUUCUUUCCAGUGACAAGAGGAUCCUCUAUUCUUCCCCUUGUUGGACUCACAUCUGAGUCAAGCAUCAAGUACCAUAUCUGGCUUGGACAUCUAUCCAAUGUUCUCUUUGCUGCGCAUACUGUAGGUUUCUUCAUCUAUUGGGGCAUCACACACCAAAUGAAAGAGACACUAGAGUGGAGCAAGACAUAUGUAUCAAAUGUAGCUGGGGUGAUUGCAAUUUUAAUUGCAUUAGUGAUGUGGGUGACCAGCUUUCCAGGGUUCAGGCGAAAAAUGUAUGAGGUUUUCUUCUACACUCACCAUCUCUACACUCUCUACAUCUUAUUUUAUGCCAUGCACGUCGGCGUUGAAUGGAUGUGCAUGAUUUCUCCGGGGAUUUUCCUUUUUCUCAUUGAUAGACACCUUAGAUUCUUACAAUCUCGCCAAUGUGCUCCGUUGCUAUCAGCUCGCCUUUUACCUUGUGGUGCACUUGAACUCAACUUCUCCAAGAAUCCAAGUUUAUACUAUAACCCCACGAGCAUGGUGUUUAUAAAUGUGCCCAAGAUUUCCAAGCUGCAGUGGCACCCUUUUACAGUCAUUUCAAGUUGUAACAUGGAAACAGAUAUUCUGAGUGUUGCCGUUAAAACUGGGGGUAGCUGGUCAAACAAACUUUAUCAGGAACUUUCCUCAUCUGCUUUGGAUCAUCUCAACGUUUCUGUUGAAGGACCCUAUGGACCAACUACGACUUCACAAUUUUUAAGGUACAAGCAGCUUGUGUUGGUGAGUGGUGGAAGUGGCAUCACUCCCUUCAUAUCCAUAAUCCGGGAUCUCAUAUUUCAAAACCGACAAGAACAAGAAUCCCACGUUCCAAAAGUCCUACUUGUUUGUGCUUUCAAGAAUUCUGCUGAUCUAACCAUGUUAGAUCUUUUGCUUCCUCUUUUUGUUUCAACAACUCAAUUCUCAAACCUUCAUCAAUUGCAAAUCGAGGCCUAUAUUACCAGAGAAAAAGAAGAAGCCCCAAGAGAUUCUCAAAAACAAAUCCAAACCAAAUGGUUUAAGCCUAUCCUCUCAGACUCUCCUAUCUCACUUGUAUUAGGCCCAAACAACUGGCUAUGGCUUGGUGCUAUAAUCUCGUCAUCCUUUCUCAUGUUCCUCCUCCUUUUGGGGAUUAUCACUCGUUACUACAUAUAUCCAAUUGAAAAUAACUCAGAUGAAGUUUAUCAUUGGACCUUUAAGGUUUUGUGGUUCAUGUUUCUACUUUGUGCAGUCAUAUGCAUAUGUUCUAGUGCAGUUUUUCUUUGGUGGAAGAGACAAAACUCCUUGGAAAGUAAGCAAAUCAUGAAUGUAGAAUUUCCAACACCAACAAGGUCACCAGGGUCAUGGAUUUAUGGCUCAGAGAGAGAACUAGAAAGUCUUCCCCACCAGUCUCUAGUGCAAGCAACCAAUGUGCAUUUUGGUGCAAGACCUGAUCUCAAGAAAAUUCUUUUUGAGUGCAAAGACAAAGACAUUGGAGUCUUGGUUUCUGGGCCAAGGAGCAUGAGACAUGAAGUUGGCAAAAUCUGUGCUUCCGGUCUAGCUGAUAAUCUUCACUUUGAAUCAUUCAGCUUUACAUGGUGAUGUGUAUCAAUAUGGCUGUUUAUAUGUUUUACAUUUUCUGAUUGGUCUGUUGUUAAAUAAAUUGUGAAUAAUAUUUAUUGUUUAGUGUAAGCCCGUUUGUGUGUGUUUGUGAGUGGGCGUCAUGUGUAAUAUUGAGUGGAAGUCAUGAAACAAAUAAACUUGCAAAAAGUAUAUACUGUAUCUUUUUUCUGUUCUGUAUGUACAUAUAUAAGUAUGUUUUAAAAAGUUGUUCAACAAUGAUGCAAAAA
Molecule: messenger RNA, 2372 nt
Organism: Glycine soja
Lineage: Eukaryota; Viridiplantae; Streptophyta; Magnoliopsida; Fabales; Fabaceae
Product: ferric reduction oxidase 4-like
Exons: 8
Coding region: 16-2124 (702 amino acids)
Cellular component (GO): plasma membrane
Molecular function (GO): oxidoreductase activity
Source: RefSeq, a predicted model, not a curated record